AUUUCUGCCCGCAACAGUUGUUAGUGACGCACAAGGAAAGAAUGCAGCCUUCCUGCAGGACAUGUUACUGUGUCUUCUGGCAGGCUCAAACGUGCUCAGGUAGAUUACUUCAUAUUCCAAUGGCAGCGUUUUGAAAAGAAGAGCACACAUGUGGACGGCCACUCCUCUGUUUGGAUGUGUGUCACUGAUCGUUCCUUCCCCCUGCUCUUCUCUUUCACCGCCAUGUCGUUCACUGGGAAGUACGAGCUGGAGAGUCAGGAGAACUAUGAGCCGUUCCUUGAAAUAAUCGGAAUUCUCAAUUCCAAGACUGACUUCAAAGUGCAGACAGAAGUGCAUCAGGACGGGAAUGACUUCACGUGGACUCAAAGCAUCCCAGGCUGGACCUGGUCUAAUAAGUUCACCGUUGGCCAGGAAUGUGAGCUGGUGACAAUGAAGGGCUCCAAAUUCAAGGCCCCCGUCUUUCUGGAAGAUGGGAGGAUUUCCGUACAAUUUCCGCAAUACCACUUCACAGCUGAGAUGGUGAACGAUAAGUUGGAAGUGACUUGUACUACUCCAGGAGACAAGGGAGUGACCUUCACAAGAGUUAGCAAGAGGAUUUGACGCCACAAGAGCUAAGAUGCUUGAAAGAGAAUCAGGCUGCAGACGAAUGGAAGAUGGCGGCUGGUUCCUACCACUGCAAGACGGACAACACAAAACAUCUCUCAAGUAUAUUUUGUGUGUGUGUCACUUUCAGUCUACAGUGCUCCAGCUGCCAGUGCUCAUGGUGUGUCAACCAUAAACCGUUUUAAAAAUCUAAUUAUGAUGUCUCAAGUAAUUAUGUGUUUCAUCUUUUAACUCAGCAAUUGCGUGGAUGUUGGAAAAAAGAAGAAAACUAAGGGACAUACAGUAUAUGUAGACUCCAGGUGCAAAGGUGCCCUAGGAGGUGAACAAUUUGCGAUACCUACACCAAUGUUUGCCUUUUUAACACUGCGUAACCAGAAAAGUGUAGUGAGGAUGGCACAGAGAGAAUCAGUGAUCAUAAGCGUACAAAAGCAGUCCGGUACACACACCUGUCCUGGUUGCUGAGUUAAACAAUGUGAAAGCAUUCAUCGUCAUAAAGUACAUCAAUAAUUCAUCAUUUCAAACAACAGUGCAUUUCCAAAAAAAAAAAUAGCAAAAGUAAUGCCGACUGGAGACAAACACCACUUCACAAAUUACAGACGAGUCUUUUUACUUCCACAAUUUGCCAAAAUAAUUUAAAAAUGAGUGACCAAAAGGUUGGAAAAAUCUAUAAGCAAAAGUAAGUUACUUACGUACAGCCGAUACUAGGUACGGUAUGUCCCGACUUUUUUACUUUCGAUACGAUACUGAUAUUGCCGCUUAGGGUGUUGUCUAAUACCGAGCUAUAUAUGUAUGAUAGAUAUAUGAUAGAUAGAUUAUACAUAUACAUAUAC
Entelurus aequoreus (snake pipefish) is the source of this 1433-nucleotide messenger RNA. RefSeq names its product gastrotropin-like. The record is from RefSeq and is a predicted model, not a curated record. Gene Ontology annotation, biological process: fatty acid transport. Gene Ontology annotation, cellular component: nucleus; cytosol. Lineage: Eukaryota; Metazoa; Chordata; Actinopteri; Syngnathiformes; Syngnathidae. The transcript has 5 exons. Bases 175 to 600 code for a protein of 141 amino acids. Gene Ontology annotation, molecular function: fatty acid binding.